This is a messenger RNA of Fonsecaea multimorphosa CBS 102226, 855 nucleotides long. RefSeq lists its product as uncharacterized. Gene Ontology annotation, biological process: protein polyubiquitination; protein quality control for misfolded or incompletely synthesized proteins; positive regulation of proteolysis. The record is from RefSeq and is a predicted model, not a curated record. Gene Ontology annotation, molecular function: ubiquitin protein ligase activity; protein-folding chaperone binding. The transcript is spliced from 3 exons. Gene Ontology annotation, cellular component: cytoplasm. Bases 1 to 855 code for a protein of 284 amino acids. NCBI's taxonomy places the organism in Eukaryota, Fungi, Ascomycota, Eurotiomycetes, Chaetothyriales, Herpotrichiellaceae.
AUGUCUUAUCGAGAACUAGGCAACGAGAAAUUCAAGGCCGGUGAUUACAAGGAAGCCGAGCAACUCUACACCCUAGCGAUCGCCGAACACUCCCGCUCUGACCCCAAAGUCUUUACUAACCGAGCCCUCACCCGCAUCCGUCUACAAGACUGGCCUGGCGCGGAAUCCGAUGCGCGCAAGGCGAUAGAACUGUACGGUGUCAAGAAUAAGAAUGCCGCCAUGAAGUCUCAUUAUUAUUUGGCGCAAGCACUGCUCCCGCAACGGCAUGUCGGUGAAGCGCUGGAAGAGGCCAAAAUCGCGUACGCCAUAUGUCUAGAGACACACGACAGCUCUGCAGAGCUGAUUGGCGGGUUCAUCUUGAAAGCAAAGCAGGCACAAUGGCAGGCUAAAGAGACAGCCCGGUUGAGAGAGAUGAAUGAGACGUUGGCGUUGGUGGAAGACUUGCUGGAUGCGCAAUUACAACGGGACAUUGACGCGGUGGAAGAAAAGUUCAAGGCGGGCGAGAUUGGGGAGACAGGCCGUCGGGAGGAGAUUGAAGAACUCCAGAGAGAGGCGGAAGGUAGAAGAGCAAACAUCAGGCGGGGAUUUGAGGACAAGGGUGUGCCGGAUUCAGCGGAGAGGGUUGUCCCUGACUGGCUCAUUGACCCCAUAACCUUUGAAGUGAUGCACGACCCGGUUGUGACACCCACUGGCGUCUCGUACGAGCGAGUGUCUUUGUUGAAACACAUCAAGGCCGUCGGAUGCGACCCCCUCACCAGACAGCCUCUUAAGCCGGACAAUUUGAUACCCAAUGUUGCGUUGAAGAAUGCUUGUGGAGAGUUCCUGGAGAAGAACGGCUGGGCUGCUGACUGGUAG